This is a messenger RNA of Daktulosphaira vitifoliae (grape phylloxera), 867 nucleotides long. RefSeq lists its product as uncharacterized. Bases 87 to 821 code for a protein of 244 amino acids. The transcript has 4 exons. The record is from RefSeq and is a predicted model, not a curated record. Lineage: Eukaryota; Metazoa; Arthropoda; Insecta; Hemiptera; Phylloxeridae.
GAUAACUACAAAAUUUACAAAUAAGAAAUUUGUCUUGAGUUUUUUUCAGUAUUUUUUAUUUCGAUUUGUGUAGUGUAUUUUUAACAAUGGAGGGAAAAAAAAAGUCAAAAAGUGUGACUUAUGAACAAAAACAAUUAUUAAUUGAUUUUGUUCAUAAGCACCCUAAAUUAAACUCUAAAAAAUUUGGACCAUCUUUUACCAUGAAAGAUGCCCAAUUAUUAUGGCAAAAUAUUACUAAAAAUUUAAAUGAAACUGUUGGCCCAAAGAAGACAUGGGUGGAAUGGAGAAAGUGUUUUCAAUAUUUAAAAUCAGCUGCUAAACAAAAAGUACCAUCAAAAUCAAGUUUUAAAAAAACUGGCGGGGGAGAAAGAGAUGAUGAUGAAUAUAUUGAUCAGGCUGAUGAACAAUUAUUAGAUAUUAUAGGUCCUACUGCUGUACAUGGUCAUGAUUUAGUCAAUGAAAGUACCUGUAUGGUUUCUUUCGUUACUAAUGAUGUUGAUCCUGUGCAAACUUUAGAGGAAACUUCAACUCAUAAUUUAAUUUCUAUUGAGGCUAAUCCAGUUGAAAUAUGUGUACAAGAGAACAGUAAUUUAGAGUUUAAAGAUAACAAUAUUAAUUUUGAAAAUUGUGAUAAACUAAAUAUGGCUGAAAAAGAACUUGAGCUUGAUCCGUUUGAUACUUAUAUUAGAAAUAAUAAUAAAAGGCAUGCUGAUGUUGUUAAAGAUAUUGCCAACUAUCAAAAAACAUAUAAUAAUUUUAGGUCAAAUAUGGUAAAUUUCUCAAUUUGCCAAAUUACGGAGUCAAAUAUUAAGGGAGUAUAAAUUUGUUAUAUAUUGCUUCUUGCAUCAAACCUUUAUCCAUUUACUU